This is a messenger RNA of Trichophyton rubrum CBS 118892, 1338 nucleotides long. Its product is annotated as serine/threonine-protein phosphatase 4 catalytic subunit B. The transcript has 2 exons. Gene Ontology annotation, biological process: double-strand break repair via homologous recombination; peptidyl-serine dephosphorylation. Lineage: Eukaryota; Fungi; Ascomycota; Eurotiomycetes; Onygenales; Arthrodermataceae. The record is from RefSeq and is a predicted model, not a curated record. Gene Ontology annotation, molecular function: protein serine/threonine phosphatase activity. Gene Ontology annotation, cellular component: nucleus; cytoplasm. Bases 1 to 1338 code for a protein of 445 amino acids.
AUGAGCGACCUAGACAAAGCCAUUGCGCAGCUGCGCUCCUGUCGCCCUAUCCCCGAAUACCAAGUGCGAGAGCUCUGCUACAAAGCUAGAGAGAUAUUAAUUGAAGAGGGAAAUGUCGUUUCAGUUGAUGCACCUGUUACUAUCUGUGGGGAUAUCCAUGGCCAAUUCCAUGAUUUAAUGGAACUUUUCCGCGUUGGGGGUGACGUGCCCGAUACCAACUACUUAUUCAUGGGCGACUUUGUCGACCGUGGCUUCUAUUCUCUCGAAUCUUUCCUCCUCCUACUCUGCCUCAAGGUUCGGUACCCAGAUCGCAUGACACUCAUCCGGGGUAACCAUGAAUCGAGACAAAUUACGACCGUUUACGGAUUUUACGACGAAUGCAUUAGGAAAUACGGCAAUGCCAAUGUCUGGCGGUACUGUUGUGAAGUAUUUGAUUAUUUAGCGUUGGGUGCCUUGGUUUUGGGAGCAAGCACAGAGUUGUCGUCUUCGGGCCCAGUGGUAGCUCAGCCUGGCGCUGUAGGAGAACAGCAAGAUACCCAGUCUUCUUUGAAUUCGGCAAUAGAUGAUGAUGAUGAACUGGAGAUUGAAGUGUUGAACUCAAAGGGUGAAGUCACGCUCGCCUCCUACAGAAAGAGGAGUCGGGGUUCCAAUAAUAUUGCACAUGAUAUCAGAGACGUCUCACCGCCGAGAGACAUAUCAUCCAUUCCUAGCAACACGCCUGCUCGUACUGGGCCUGCGGGGACUGGUGCUACCGGAGACAGUCUGGGCAGUAUGUCCAGCAAUACCGGAGCAGUACUCUGUGUUCAUGGCGGCCUUUCCCCUUUGGUAGAUAGUGUUGAUAAAAUUCGGCUCAUUGACCGAAAACAGGAAGUUCCUCAUGAAGGGGCUAUGUGUGAUCUCCUCUGGUCAGAUCCGGAUGAAAUUGAAGGUUGGGGCCUAAGUCCGCGCGGAGCAGGCUUCUUAUUCGGAGCAGAUAUCGUCAAGCAUUUCAGCUACAAAAACGAUCUAUCCCUAAUUGCGCGUGCUCACCAACUUGUCAUGGAAGGCUUCAAAGAGAUGUUUGACGGCGGCAUCGUCACCGUAUGGUCAGCUCCGAACUAUUGCUACAGAUGUGGAAAUGUGGCAGCUAUACUUGAGCUAGGCGAAGAUGCAAGUAAUGGAGGCACCAUUGCACGGAGUAAUGGUGAUUAUGGGCGUAGCCUCGGUGGCCGCGCUGGGAUGCUUGAUGCGAAGAGGGUUCCUGGCCCUGGGAGACGGUAUAGGGUGUUUGAUGCUGCUCCUCAAGAUACCCGUGGAAUGCCGGCUAAGAAACCUGUUGCUGAUUACUUCUUGGUAUGA